CGCGGUUUCCAACUCCUUAUAAGAUUGUGGUGUGUAAUAUUUCUCGCAAAUAAAAACGUUGAAAGCAGAAUGUCAACAUCGUACAGCUCAUGAUAAGCUAAACAACGGAAGACAAUUACAUACAAAACUUUAAAGUGUUAAAAUUUAUCGUUAAAUUCACUUGACAUUUUACAAGACGAAAGAAUGUGGCUGUUAAGCUUGCUAUCUUUGGAUUGGGCUUUUACUGGAUUGAUAAUGGUAUUUGUAUUUUACUUGACUUCAGUGUACUUGAAGGACAGGCGGAUUCGAUCAUUUUUACCACCAGGCCCAGUGGCUUGGCCUUUAGUUGGAAAUCUGCCUCAAAUCAUUGGACAGGACUUGCAUAUAGCUCUGACAAAUCUUGCCGAAACUUACGGGAAUCUAGUCUGGAUGAAAAUGGGUAGUGAAAACGUUCUAGUGGUGAAUAAUAUGGACGCAGCAGUAGCUAGUCUGGUCCGACAAGGAAAAAUCUUCUCCGGACGACCGCGAAAAAGGAAGACGGUGGAAGUUCUCUUGGGUGAAGGCCGAGACAUUGUGAUGAAUGAUGUUCUUCCUGAGUUAAAGAUUCACCGACGUAUUGUCCACUCUUUUUUAUCAUCACAGACUCAUUCCGAUAAGGACAGACUAAAAAACAUCAUUCUGAACGAAUCGAAAAGUUUGGAGGAGAAAAUGAAAACGUUUUCGGAUGACAAUGAAUCGUUUGACCCGAAGUUUCAAGUAGCAAGGGUCGUGGCCAACGUCUUAUGUCAGUGUAUCCUCAGUAGGCGAUUCGAUGAUGUUGAUGAACAAUUUCAUGAGCAGCUGAGGAUCGUUCAAGACAUUGUGGACAAUAUCGAAAGUUUUAAUAUUGUCGAUGUCAUCCCAUGGUUAGAGCAUUUUCCUAUUCCUAGCUGGCGGCGGUUCCUUACUAGUCUGGAGAAGAAAGAUAUUUGGAUUAACCAAGUCAUCAGAGAACACAGAGAAACACGCACUGAGGAGAAACACAGAGACUUAGUGGACAUAAUGCUAAACAUUCAGAAAGAGGCUAUAGAAUCAGGGGACGAGGAGGAGAUCCGAUUACUCUCAGACAAAAACAUAGGUCACAUUGUUCACGAACUGUUUGGCGGGGGUAUAGAGUCCACCACAAUGACCAUUCUUUGGUUGAUGAUGUACCUGAUUCACAAUCCUCAGUGGCAAGAAAAAAUAUAUGAAGAAAUCCACGACAAUACAGAAGCUGGAGAACUGCCUUCUCCCUUUAAUCGGUCGAAUUAUCCGUUGUUAGAAGCAACUGUGAAGGAGACACUGCGCAUGGCUUCCAUACUUCCGGUGGGAUUUCCUCACAGAACAUUGAGAGAUACAGAACUUAAUGGAUACUACAUACCGGCCAACACCAUGGUACUUAUGAAUAUCUGGGCGAUACAUCAUGACAAAAAUGCAUGGAAAGACCCAGACACCUUCAAUCCAGAACGUUUCUUGCAUGGAAAUGCAGAAGAACGCUACAGUUACCUGCCCUUUGGAAUCGGACAUCGCGUGUGUCUCGGAUCCAACAUUGCCAAAAUGUCUGUUUUCUCUUUCUGUGCUACUCUAAUAAAAAACUACCGCAUCACGGUCCCGGAGGGCGCACCUUUGCCGGAUAUGAAACCAAAUGCGGGGCUGACAAACAGACCUAAACCUUUUGAAAUCAAGCUUAUCAAACGCUGCUGAGCCUCAUUAAGCGGUGUUUUCCCUUUAAAUUCCGGUGAAAGAUUUGAAGACAUCAUCCAAUUCCAAAGUGCUUUACAUUUCAAAAGGAACCCAGUAGCAUUCCUUAAGUGUCCGACACUUUCCCCACAGAAAUCCAGAAGGUUGACAGUAAAUUCUUACUUUCGUUACUGAACAGCAAAGGGCAGCAUUUAUAUUUAUUUAUUCUUUGUACAUGUUAUAAAUACUUUAAGAUUACCUACAUUGAUAUUUGAUGUUAUGUAUUAUUGUUGUCAAAAUGUUUCAUAAUUUAUUACUGUGCUAUGUUCAAUUACGUUGUAUAAUUUUUUGUAAAGCUUGCAUUUUGCAUUAAUAUAUAUAUAUAUAUAUAUAUAUAUAUAUAUAUAUAUAUAUAUAUAUUUUAAAAUAUUUUUAACGUUAAAUUUCUCAGAGUCACACACUAUUUGCAAUAUUUUUUAAUGAUGUAAAAAUCUUAUUUCAAUGAUUAUAAGUAUAAAAUGUUAUAUUUUGUUUUAACCAAAGAAGGUUGGAAGUGUUAUAAUGCCACAAGCUUUUUACUCAUUGUUUGUCCAUAUCGAUCAUUUUUCAUCACCUGCAUUUCAUAUUAUAAUGUUAUUUAUUGUUGUUAAUAUAUUUGAAUAAAAAUAUUGUAAUGAA
Molecule: messenger RNA, 2355 nt
Organism: Ostrea edulis (European flat oyster)
Lineage: Eukaryota; Metazoa; Mollusca; Bivalvia; Ostreida; Ostreidae
Product: steroid 17-alpha-hydroxylase/17,20 lyase-like
Exons: 6
Coding region: 184-1701 (505 amino acids)
Biological process (GO): hormone biosynthetic process; progesterone metabolic process
Molecular function (GO): steroid 17-alpha-monooxygenase activity; heme binding; iron ion binding
Source: RefSeq, a predicted model, not a curated record